AUGGCCGAAGCUGUCGCUCUUAAGGAAGUGAAGAAUGAGAAUGUUGCGAACUUCAUCCGAGUAAAUAUCAUCUACCGCUUUGGAAUUCCUUGUUACAUAAUAACGGAUAAUGGCAAGCCAUUUGAUAACAAAUUGAUAAACAAGAAUUGUGAUCUCUUCGGUUUCAAGCAGCGUAAAUCUUCUAUGUAUCAUGCUGCUGCUAACGGUCUAGCUGAAACGUUCAAUAAGACUCUGUGUAACUUGUUGAAAAAGGACGACUUACAAAGACACGCAACGCAAGUAACCCCAUACUCGCUUGCUUAUGGAGUUGAAGCAAAGUCCUACCACUUCGAGCGCCAAAUACCUUCUUUACGACUUGGUAUUCAAGAAUGGCUCACCGAAGAGGAAAAUGCUCGAUUGCGUCUUGCAGAGUUAGAAGCAUUUGAUGAGAAAAGGCUGGAGGCUCAACAAAAUCUUGAAUGUUAUCAAGCCCGUCUAUUUCGUGCCUUCUACAAAAAGUUCGCUUGA
Messenger RNA from Lycium ferocissimum, 507 nucleotides. RefSeq lists its product as uncharacterized. Gene Ontology annotation, molecular function: nucleic acid binding. The coding region runs from base 1 to 507 and encodes 168 amino acids. The record is from RefSeq and is a predicted model, not a curated record. Gene Ontology annotation, biological process: DNA integration. The transcript has 2 exons. Lineage: Eukaryota; Viridiplantae; Streptophyta; Magnoliopsida; Solanales; Solanaceae.